This is a messenger RNA of Aspergillus caelatus, 366 nucleotides long. RefSeq lists its product as uncharacterized. The record is from RefSeq and is a predicted model, not a curated record. NCBI's taxonomy places the organism in Eukaryota, Fungi, Ascomycota, Eurotiomycetes, Eurotiales, Aspergillaceae. Bases 1 to 366 code for a protein of 121 amino acids. The transcript has a single exon.
AUGUCAUCAAUCUCUACACGAGCUCUCCUGCCGCUGUAUGCGACUCACCGAAAUGGUAUUUUCGUCACUCGGAGAUUACCACAUCUCAUCACAUAUCGAGAAUCUUCAGUCUCUCUCAGAUCCUUCUCGACCCGUAUCCUUCUCGCGAACAAGCAGGCAAGCCCAUCAAACCCGGACUCGAACGAACCAACUAAAUACCCGGCAUUCAGCUUUGAAGCGCUGGGGAUGAGCAAAGGAACGAAAGCAUUUGUCAUUGCAAUCCUGUGUUGUUUUGGGACCAUGGAGACCUGGUUCUGGUGCAAGACUAUUUGGCGUUGGUGGAAGGGAAAGACCGGAGAGGUGGAGCCGAUACAGGCGACGAAGUAA